Molecule: messenger RNA, 616 nt
Organism: Saitoella complicata NRRL Y-17804
Lineage: Eukaryota; Fungi; Ascomycota; Saitoellomycetes; Saitoellales; Saitoellaceae
Exons: 1
Coding region: 72-566 (164 amino acids)
Source: RefSeq, a predicted model, not a curated record
CUUUCUCGGCUCUCCACCAAACCUCUACACCAAGAGAUCAAUAAACAAAACAGACUCAAAAGAUAAACAAGAUGCAGAUCAGUAAAUACGCCCUCCUCGCCCUCCCCUUCGCUGCUCACGCUGUCUACGCGCAAAACGUCGUCUCGGACGUUGUUAACUCGGUCACCGACGGUGCCGGAGGCGUCUUGUCCUCCAUCACUGGUGGAGGCGGUGACGUUGCGUCCACAGUCACCUCCGGAGCUGGCGGUGUCGGCUCUACGAUCACCUCUGGCGCAGGAGGUGUAGCAUCCACCAUUACUUCUGGAGCCGGUGGCGCUUUCUCGACCGUCACUUCAGGCGCUGGUGGGGUCGCUUCUACCAUCACCUCUGGUGCGGGCGGCGCAUUCUCCUCCGCUACCGCUGGCGCUGGAUCCGUCGUGUCAGACAUCACCGGGGCCGUUGGAGCCGCUACUAGUGCCAUUGGAAACUCUGGUGCGGAGAAGAUGGGAAGCUGGGAAGGUAGCAUGAAGGCUGCGGUGUUGGCGGCUGGAGCUGUUGCGAUCGGUGUUGGCGCUGUUGGACUCUAAGUGGAGCAGUGAAGGACUAAAUGGAAAGGAUGUACGAUAAAGAAGAUAUG